Messenger RNA from Anopheles darlingi, 5545 nucleotides. It is a transcript of the gene Akt, whose product is annotated as RAC serine/threonine-protein kinase. Gene Ontology annotation, biological process: protein phosphorylation. Gene Ontology annotation, molecular function: protein serine/threonine kinase activity; ATP binding. The transcript is spliced from 7 exons. NCBI's taxonomy places the organism in Eukaryota, Metazoa, Arthropoda, Insecta, Diptera, Culicidae. The coding region runs from base 1050 to 2915 and encodes 621 amino acids. The record is from RefSeq and is a predicted model, not a curated record.
UCGAGCGAGCGUCUCGUCACGGGCUGAGGCUGUUUAAAAAAAGGUGGUCAAGUUUGUAGUUCUGCAUGCCCCGUGUGUUUAUCAAAUCCGUGUUCCGUGUUCCGUGUUGUUCUUGCGUUUCGCGUCACGAAAGUGCAAUGACAUUCCGCUGACUUCGCGGACGAUAGGAUCCAGUUGUUCGCUGCCGUGCCUACACCACACCGCAGAUGCUCCCCUUCAUUUAGAGGAUCGGCCCCCCCAAAAAAAAGUGUCGUCCUCACAUUGAACUGUGUGCGUGGGGUUAUUACCGCCCAUUGUGCGUGUGUGUGAGUUGCUAGAGCAACAGAAAAAGCAAGAGUUUACUCUUCGCUGUCACCAAACGUCAUUCGAAGGAAGGCCUUGAAGGCAGCAGGUUUUGAUUCGAAGAAGUGCCGUGUUUAUCACUCGGAAGACAUCAUCAUAUCAUCAUCGCUAAACAGCACAAAAUUGGCGAGUGUGUUAGUGGAGGUGCGCAUUGAUUGAUAGUGCUUGGUUGGUGAAAAUUAAAUACAAGUCGAAAGAGGUGAAACGCAUUGAACGGUGAAUCGGCGAAAGCAGAAUCAUUUUCUUGUGCCCGCGUGCUUCCCUUUCCCAAAAAACGACGACGAAGACGGCGAGUGUAGUGCGUCUGUGUGCGUAACUGUACGCAUCCGAAUCCCGCCGGCUCUCUCAUCUUCCCAACGCGCCAGAACCGGAAACGACGCGGUCAACGCUGAAAAUCGGAUUUCGGGAUCAACUGAUAGAACAGGGGCAGUCGUCAAGGUAUUGGAAUCGUUGAAUUUUGCCGCCAAUCACCGGUUCUGAGGCAGCUGACGAAGGUAUUUGUCCAUCGUAGGUGUUAAGGUGCAUGUGGCAGUGGGCUUAGAGAGGUGGACUUCGGUUUCCUGCAAAAACAAACAACGCACACAAUUGGAAUAGUAAAAUAACAUAAAAUAUAGCACAAAACAAAGGAAGCAAAAGAAGGAAGCCUCAGCUAGCUACGCCUACAGUUAAACGAUACAACAGUAGCGCAAACGAAACAACGCAAAACUAUGAAAAUGUCUUCUCAAAUGGCACAAACAGCAGGAGCCCCGACAGCCAUCUCGAUCCCGCCGGCCUCGCUAAAAUCGAUGUCCACGGCGAUGACGAUGCCAUCUUCUAACAACUCGCAUCCAGCUGCUCACCAAUCGGGCGCUGCACAACAGCAAGGAUCAACACCGGCGACAAUGACGGGAUCCACCGGUUCCGGUGGUAGUGGCGGCGGCGGUGGCGGCGGCUCUAUGACACCGAUUUCCAUCCAAAAUGCAAAUGCCAUUGCCAUCUCCAACUCCGCGAUCGUGAAGGAAGGGUGGCUGUACAAGCGCGGCGAGCACAUCAAAAACUGGCGUUCGCGCUACUUUAUCCUGCGUGCCGACGGCACAUUGGUCGGUUACAAGACGCGGCCGGAUACGGCGGUGACAGAACCAUCGAACAAUUUCACCGUGCGCGGUUGCCAGAUCAUGUCGAUCGAUCGCCCGCGUCCGUUCACCUUCAUCAUCCGUGGCCUCCAGUGGACGACGGUGAUCGAGCGGAUGUUCCACGUUGACGAUGAGGACGAACGUAAGGCAUGGGUGGACGCGAUCCGCCGGGUGGCGAACCGAUUGAACGAGGAGGAAGUCUACCAAACGGGUCCCGCGUCAUCACUGCAGCCGGACGUGGAGGAGGAAGACUGCGAGAUGGGCUCGAUCGCCGAGGAUGAGCUGCUGAGUGAAAAGAUACCGGUGUACGGCACCUCGACAGAUAAGAUUAGCGGCAAAAUGAAGGUGACACUGGAAAACUUUGAGUUCCUCAAGGUGCUGGGCAAGGGCACAUUCGGAAAGGUGAUCUUGUGUCGCGAAAAGAGCACCGCCAAGCUGUACGCGAUCAAAAUUCUCAAGAAGGACGUCAUCAUUCAGAAGGACGAGGUGGCUCACACGAUGGCCGAAAAUCGCGUCCUGAAGACAACGAACCAUCCGUUCCUCAUAUCAUUGAAAUAUUCUUUCCAAACCGUCGAUCGACUGUGUUUUGUGAUGCAGUACGUGAACGGGGGAGAGCUCUUCUUCCAUCUGAGCCGUGAGCGCAUCUUUCCCGAGGACCGCACACGGUUCUAUGCGGCGGAGAUCAUCUCGGCACUCGGUUAUCUGCACUCGCACGGCAUCAUCUAUCGGGAUUUGAAGCUGGAAAAUUUGCUGCUCGAUAAAGAUGGCCACAUCAAGAUUGCCGAUUUCGGGCUCUGCAAGGAGGACAUCACAUACGGGCGAACGACGAAAACGUUCUGCGGUACGCCCGAGUACCUGGCGCCGGAAGUGCUCGAGGAUAACGAUUAUGGUCAUGCGGUCGACUGGUGGGGCACCGGGGUCGUAAUGUACGAGAUGAUUUGCGGUCGGUUGCCGUUCUAUAACCGCGAUCAUGACAUUCUCUUCACGCUCAUCCUGAUGGAGGAGGUGAAGUUCCCUCGUCAGAUCAGUGCUAAUGCACGUAGCCUUCUCAGCGGGUUGCUGGUGAAAAACCCGAAGCAACGGCUCGGUGGUGGUCAGGAAGAUGCCAAGGAGAUCAUGGCGCAUCCGUUCUUCGCCAGUAUCAACUGGACGGAUCUGGUGCACAAGCGCAUAACACCACCGUUUAAACCCCAGGUUACCAGUGACACUGAUACUCGAUACUUUGAUAAAGAGUUUACUGGCGAAAGUGUCGAGCUGACGCCUUCCGACAGUAAUGGACCGCUCGGCGCUAUCCAGGAGGAACCCCACUUUUCAGAAUUCAGCUACCAGGAUAUGGCGUCGACGAUGAACACGCCAAGCUACAUCUCGUCGAACCACUCUUCCAAUCACUCUUCCAACCACUCCUCAGCGCACCACUUUCCACAUAAUCCUUCCAACAACCACGACCCUUCGAUGCAGUGAGUUACAGUCGUGCUAAUUUGGGGCUCCUUCUCAUUGAGUGUGACGACGAUAGAAGCUGUAGCAGAGCAAGCAGAGGCUGUAGACACCUCUUCUUGGUACCGGAUGUAGUCGGGUCAGGUUGCUGGUACAACCUUGCUGGUGGCAGUGAGUGUAGACGUUGAAGCAGGUGUGUACCGGUAUACUCACGCGCAAAUGGAUCACUUCGAAUUGCUGGGCACCGCAUCGCGACAACCACAGUAUCUGUGAGUUUCAAGUGAGCCUGCAAAAAGCAUUCGGACAGAUAGGUUGUGGGAAUGACAAGAUCGAUUACGAUUGAAUCCUACAGGACUUCUUUCAUGUGCUCGUCAAACUCCAUGGCGUUCGCCAUGUCCGUUCCUUAUAACACUCAAUGUUUAAUAGAUGUACCUAUUUGAAGUGUUUUCUUUUUAAGUACACCGCAUGACGCGCGCGUAUACUGACGUGCUUCUGGUGAGGUAAGAUGGAGAUCAAAGCUGUCGAAGCGAUGCUGCUAAGCAGCUCAGGAAACAGCGAACCCCUGGUACCUAGAUUCAUAAACCCGCAGCACUCUGUCACCAUAGUAACAGCAGAUUCCUAUAUAACAGACUACAUACAACCUACACACCCAUACACAAAGUACAUCCACAUAUAAUAAGUUUAAACCGAUCGCAAUGUGCCAAUUUUUUGCCAUAGUUGCCCGUACGGAGCACCAAUCAAUCCCCCUCUUGGAUCUCAACUCAACAUACUACAUAAUGCAGUAUCAGCUGAUAAUAUUACACACCUAUCCGUAGGCCAAUGUGUGUGUGUGUGUGCGUGUGUGUGGAAAAUCAUAUGCAGAAUUCUUUUUUAUACGAAUUAUUGUUAUUUGAUACUUAGUACGGAACAUUCGUUUGGUUACUUAGCAUCUGGGUGCUCCUUCCUCCUUUUCCGGUUAUAUUUUGUGAACUAUUCAAGUAAGAAAUGAAAAAAUAAGAGAUAAAACCAUGUUCAUACACACACACACACAUACAUACACAGACUUCACUUCAACAGACAUUACUCUGUCAAAAGGAUUAGGCGUCCAGCAUUUAGUACGAUGCAUAAAAGUAGGCGAUCCGAGAUUAAUGAAAAGUUGAUAAGCACCCUACAACUACCCCUUGGUGGAAUCGACAGUCAAACAGUAGGAGUGUGUGUGUGUGUGUGUGUGUGCGUGUGCGUGUGCGUGUGCGUAUGUGCGCGCGCUCGGAAGCGUGUGUACUAAUACCGAGUGAACGACGAAAUGCAUAGAAAUAACGCGGAAAGCAACGGGCUGUGAUAGAACGGAGUUGAUGAUAACAUGUAAGAACUGUAGUAAACGUAGUGAGGUCGCGUAUGGAGCUACCAACUCUUAGGCUAUAAAUAUGGUGAAAUGAAGGAAAGAAGCAUUGCGAAGGUGACAUGAAACUAUGGAGCUGAUACUGUCCCUAGCGGCUCGUGGUGCUAUGAGAAUGAAGUUGAAGCCACGAGGCAUCCGGUUGAAUUAAGUUGAAUUAAGCUAAACCCGUUUGAAUCAAGAAGAGUGUAAAGGGCGAUCCUUCCAACGCCCGGUAAAAGAAUGAAACAACGAUCGAGGGACAAAAUGGAAUGCGCAUGCGCAUAAGGUAAAGCAACAGAGUUCCGCAAAAUAACUAGGCCCACCACCUGCUUGUAUUAUCUGGCAUAGUUUUCGAAAACAAAUCAUCCAUUUUGUCCACUCGCGAACAUAAUGCGGUCUUCUAACAUCGACUGCAUAAAUUUUUGUUUGUAUGUCCUUUUUUUACUCAAGUCAAGUAGGCACAGAAUCCUAGAAGAGAAUUAAAAAGUAGCUAGCGAUAGUAAUGAAAUGUAGGGGAAUUAGCAGCAACAGCAUCCACAACAACAAAUUCACACCGGACAAGCUCUCAUUACAGAGAAGAUGUAGAUUUGUAGAGUCAUUUUGGAACAACAGCCGAGGAAAUAUAUAUACAUAUAUCACUGCCUUAGCCUUGACGUGACGAAUGGAACUUGCAACUUAUAAUGAAUAAGCGGAUUAUUAGUAAGAGUAGAUUGGUAUCUGGAAUUAAUGGUGAAUUGGCCCGCUAUAGUAGCUGUUCGCUGCUUUGUAAUGAUCUUCGUGCGGCAGAGCGCAUUGUGACGAAAAGUGCAGGGGGGAGUUUUUGUGGAAAAGGCCUUUAAGAGGAAAUUAAAAAUUAUGUUAUGCGCUACCGUUAACUGCUUCGAUUUGUAAAAUUUAAAAACAAAAACCAAAUUAGAGAUAUCGCCGUUUGAAUUUCCGCAUCCAUCAAUGUUCACGAAUGAAAUCCUUUUUUUGGAGAAUCUAACAACAGUCGAUGUAGGCAAUGCAAACCAAUGGAUCCUAGCUUGCGGAGAAUCUGGAUUCUUUUCAGUUUUGCAAUUUUCCUGGAGAUAAAAGGAGGGCGCGUUUGAUAGGGAUAGCCACACGCCAAGAUGUAGAUCAAUUCCGCAUCCCAUUUCACUUGAUAAUAGAAUCGAAGCCACCAAUCUCGUGUAUGCGGACGAUGGCCUACUAAACGCUACUACUGCUAAUACUAUUAGUUCUAGUAUAGGUUAAACACGUAUUUAGGUUUAAAAAGAACACUUAAAAAGAACGAAAUAAAUCUUAUGAAGAAAAUAAA